This is a messenger RNA of Gymnodraco acuticeps, 1632 nucleotides long. Its product is annotated as solute carrier family 22 member 7-like. Gene Ontology annotation, biological process: transmembrane transport. The transcript is spliced from 9 exons. The record is from RefSeq and is a predicted model, not a curated record. Gene Ontology annotation, cellular component: membrane. Bases 19 to 1632 code for a protein of 537 amino acids. Gene Ontology annotation, molecular function: transmembrane transporter activity. Lineage: Eukaryota; Metazoa; Chordata; Actinopteri; Perciformes; Bathydraconidae.
ACACAGGUAGAAGCCACAAUGAAGUUCGAGAACAUUCUGGCUGACAUUGAUGGAUUUGGAAGAUUUCAGAUAAUGAUAAUUGUGAUCAGCUUCAUCGGCCGCUUCACAUUGCCCUGCCACUUCAUGCUUAACAACUUUGUAGCGGCUGUUCCCUCUCACCACUGUGACAUCAGCUCUCUAGAUGACGAAGGAUUUUUUAGUAGUUUAUCUGAGAAAGAGAGGCUUAUUGUAAGUAUUCCAGUCCAGGAGGAUGGGACUCCUGCAUCCUGUCAGAUGUUUGCAGAGCCGCAGUAUCAUCUGCUGCUGAACUCCUCCAACAUAAUUGAAGUACCAACAGUGCCGUGUCAGAAUGGAUGGGUGUACGAUAAUACCACCUUCAAGUCAACUUUGACCUCUCAGUGGGACCUGGUUUGUGAUAAAAGAGGGAAGAACAAAGCAACUGCUACAAUCUUUUUUGUUGGAGUGAUGUUUGGAGCUGUGACCUUUGGAAGUCUGAGUGACAGAUUUGGCCGAAGGAUCAUGCUGUUGGUGUCCUAUGUGUCUGGAAUGCUCUUUGCUAUUGCAAGUGCUUUUUCUACGUCCUACUUGAUGUUUGCAGUGCUGAGGUUCUUCACUGGGUUUUGCAUCACCGGCAUCGUCAUUGUCUCAACAGUCCUGAGUGUGGAGUGGGUGGACAUCAAGCACAGGAAACUGGUUGGGGUGAUUGAUAGCUUAUCCUGGACAUUUGGGAACACAGUAUUUGCAGCUAUUGCUUACUUUGUGAAUGAUUGGCGGUGGCUAAUUCUGAGUGUAACCUCACCUCUAAUCUUGGCCAUCAUCACCUGGAGGUGGAUGCCAGAGUCUGCAAGGUGGCUCAUUGCCAACGGAAAGCUGAAGGAAGCUCAGAUGUUUUUGAAAAAAUGUGCCAAGAUGAACCGAACCGAGGAUUCAAUUCAGAUACUGAACACAGAGACACUAGCAACCAUUGUUGUGACUGAGAAAAGAGAUCGGACCUAUUCCUACCUCGAUCUGAUACGAACACCAAACAUAAGGAAACUGGCUCUACGUACUGGUGUAGUUUGGUUUUGCGUGGCAACUGCAUUUUAUGGUAUCAGCUUCAACCUCACAGGCUUCGGGCUCAACAUCUACCUCACUCAGUUUGCCUAUGCUAGCAUUGAGCUCCCAGCCAAAGUUGCUGUUUACUACUUACUGGAUAAGAUCGGCAGGCGACGCACUGAAGUGGGAGCUCUGCUGAUGACUGCUGCCUGUCUUGGAAUUAACAUUGUAAUACCUAAAGAUAUGUCUGUUGUCAGGACAGUGGUGUCGGUCCUGGGAAAAGGGUGUUCUGCUGCAUCCUUUGGAACGAUUGUGCUCUACAGUUCUGAGCUUUAUCCCACUGUAAUAAGGCAGAACGGUAUGGGUUACAACUCCUUCAUGGCUCGGCUGGGUGUAGCUGUGGCUCCUUUGAUUCUCUUACUGGAUGAGGUGUGGAAGGAGCUGCCUCAGGUCGUCCUUUUCUCUAUGGCAGUACUUGGGGGGAUAGUGGCCAGAGCGCUGCCCGAGACACGAAACCGGUGCCUGCCAGAGACGAUCGAGGACAUUGAAACCAGUGGUAUUGAAAAGUCACUGGAGAAAAGUGUAGAAAUAAAGUGA